Arabidopsis thaliana (thale cress) is the source of this 1156-nucleotide messenger RNA. Its product is annotated as F-box SKIP23-like protein (DUF295). Lineage: Eukaryota; Viridiplantae; Streptophyta; Magnoliopsida; Brassicales; Brassicaceae. The transcript has 2 exons. The coding region runs from base 1 to 1083 and encodes 360 amino acids. The record is from RefSeq and is marked reviewed.
AUGGCUCUACCUUCUUCGUCGUGGUCAGAGUUUCUUCCGGAGCUUCUCAACACUGUAUUCCACAACCUAAACGACGCCAGAGACAUUCUAAACUGUGCCACGGUCUGUUCUUCUUGGAAGGAUUCUUCUUCGGCCGUAUACUACAGCCGGACGUUUUCUCCUUUUCUGUUUAUUUCCCAUCUCUCUUCCAAUGAAGAAAUCCGAUUCUCCGACCAGUUUAGAGUUUUGUCUCCGGGAAAGUUGGGUUUCUCAGGGAACCAACAAGCGUGGGUUUGUGGCAGUACACUAGGGUUUUUGUUGACGAAACCCGUUACCAAAAGCGUUACUUCUCUGCCUCCUUUGAUAUCUUUUGAGGAUGUUCAGCGGUUGCUUCAGUCUCAAGCCAUCAUUCCAGACUCUGAAGCCCUAAAGAACUUUAUAAAGAAAGCAGUCUCUUCAACGAGUCUAUUAGACGAUGAAUGGGUUGUGCUCGUAAUCUACAACACUGAUAGGAAGCUAGCGUUCUGCAGACGCGGAGAUAAACAAUGGACGGAUUUGGAGUCUGUUGCCUCUUCUGUCGAUGACAUUGUGUUCUGCAAUGGCGUCUUCUUUGCCAUCGACAGACUCGGAGAGAUAUAUCACUGUGAGCUUAGUGCUAACAACCCAAAAGCUACUCCUUUAUGCAGCACCUCGCCGUUUCGGUACGACUCUUGCAAGAAAUACUUGGCAGAGUCGGAUUACGACGAACUGUGGGUGGUCCUAAAGAAGCUGGAGCUUAACGACGAUUGUGAUUUCGAAACCUCUUUCGAGAUUUACGAAUUCAAUCGCGAGACUAACGAAUGGACAAAGGUGAUGAGCUUGAGAGGAAAAGCUUUGUUCUUGAGCCCUCAAGGUAGAUGUAUAGCUGUUUUAGCAGGUGAGAGAGGAUUUUUCAAAGACAACUCAGUUUAUUUCAUUGAUGGUGAUGAUCCAAGUGUAGGAGGAUCAGGGCCUCAGAAUCUGAGCGUUUUUGAAUGGGAGAGUAAGCAAAUCAUGAAAAUUUACCAGCCAAGAUCUUGGAAUUGUCAGAUGUUUUGGGUCACACCAACAGACGUUCCUCAGUGAUGAAUGACUGAUGCAUUGUAGAAUUUGUAGUUUGCAUAGUAUAGGUUUUGUAUUUCAAAUUUCAAUUCUUUGA